GAGACUUGAGAUUCCCCGUCUCCUCCUCUCCUCGUCUAAAGCGAAGCGGCAAGAGGGCGGCGCCAGGCAGAGGCAGCGCCGUCCGGUCGCCUCCUCCUCUGCUGCUAACGAGGCCAAGGGCGACGAGAAGGAGCGGCGGGGAGAGGUUGCCCGAGGGAAGAUUCCGAAGCGGGAGGAGAGGGGCCGGGCCGGGCCAGCGCCGCGGGGUCGCCUACUCCGUCGCCGCAGCCUCCCACACCGCCGGGGCCAACGAAGACGAGAGGGAUUAAGGUGGAGAGGUAUCCCGAGGCGCUUUGCGAAGGUUCCAGAAUGGUGGACUGGAUCAGUGACAGCGAUGAUAGUGAUAAGCUCGAGUGGGGCAGUGAAGGCGAUGGGGAGGCGGCGGCGAGCUUCGACGCACCUGGUGCUGGUUCAUCAGCUCCGGCCUCGAGGAACAUUGAUGCUCCUGGCCCGUCGACACAGGUUGCUAAUGGGAAGGCUGGGUCAUCUGCCUCUUUGGUUGAGCAAUUCGUGGAUAUGAGUUUCCCGAGGGACAUGGUCCUGAAGGCAAUGAAGGAGAAUGGGGAUGGUGGUGCAGAGUCAUUACUUGAGCUUCUUCUCACCUACAAGGCAAUAGGCGAUGACCCUUCAGUGGAUAACGGCUCUGCUUCUGGUUGUGUUCCCCGGACUGUUGAUGACAGUGAUGAUGACGACAUUCUUGAAAACUGGGAUGAUGAGGAUGCUGGUGGGGGUAGCAAGAGGGGUCCUAACUCUGAUGAUUCCGGUGAUGAGGAUUUCUUACACGAGAUGUCACAGAAGGAUGAGAAAGUCGAGUCCUUAGUGAAAAUGGGUUUUCCUGAAGAUGAAGCCACAAUGGCUAUUACUAGAUGCGGGCAGGAUGCAUCUAUCUCUGUUUUGGUUGAUUCAAUCUAUGCUGCACAGACAGCAGGAGAUGGUUACUCUGGCAACUUCUCAGACCUUGAGGAUAAUUCCUAUGGAGGAAGAAAGAAAACAAGGUUCAUGGAAGGUAACAAGAAAAAGAGAAAGAGAUUUGGGGCUGCGGCACAAGGAAGUAGAGGGCCCUUGGAUGGUAGCCAUGAUGAGCCGAUGGCUCUCCCAAAUCCUAUGGUUGGAUUUAACUUGCCAGAUGUGAGGUCAAGAUCAAAAAGAGACCUACCUGCACAGGCUUUUGGCCCACCAUACUUCUACUAUGAGAAUGUGGCGCUUGCUCCAAAAGGUGUCUGGACAACGAUAUCGAGGUUCUUGUAUGACAUCGAGCCAGAAUUUGUGGACUCCAAGUUCUUCUGUGCUGCUGCCAGGAAAAGAGGUUACAUACAUAACCUCCCAAUUGAGAACAGGUCACCUCUUCUUCCCUUACCCCCAAAGACAAUAUCUGAGGCCUUCCCCCGUACUAAGAAGUGGUGGCCCUCAUGGGACCUAAGAAGGCAGUUUAAUUGCCUCCAGACCUGUGUGGCUAGCGCGAAGUUGACAGAAAGGAUUCGUUUGGCUCUUACAAAUAGUGAAGAUCCACCACCUCUAAGAGUUCAGAAGUAUGUGCUAGAAGAGUGCAGGAAGUGGAACCUUGCGUGGGUCGGUCUGAACAAGGUUGCUCCUCUAGAGCCUGACGAGAUGGAGUUCCUACUCGGUUUCCCUAAGGACCACACGAGAGGAAUCAGCAGGACAGAACGAUACAGAUCUCUAGGCAACUCAUUCCAAGUGGAUACUGUUGCUUACCAUCUCUCGGUGCUUAGGGACAUGUUUCCACAUGGAAUGAAUGUGCUCUCCUUGUUCUCUGGUAUUGGAGGAGCAGAGGUAGCUCUCCACAGGCUUGGUAUACCCAUGAAGACCGUUGUUUCGGUCGAGAAAUCUGAAGUGAACAGGACUAUCUUGAAGAGUUGGUGGGAUCAAACGCAAACAGGCACGCUGAUUGAGAUUACUGAUGUACAAACUCUAACUUCUGAGAGGAUUGAGUCGUAUAUCCGAAGAAUUGGCGGAUUUGACCUUGUGAUUGGGGGUAGCCCGUGCAACAACCUUGCUGGGAGCAACCGCCACCACCGAGAUGGCUUGGAGGGCGAACAUUCUGCUCUAUUCUAUCAUUAUUUUAGGAUUUUGGACUCAGUGAAGUCCAUUAUGGAGAGGAUGUAGUCUUUAGUGUAAUCUUUAUUAUCUUGGUUCCAGAACUUUAGCAUUUGCUUUGUUAGCAAACUUGUUAAUUAUUUGAAGUUUGGCUGGUGUUAUUCUCAUGCCACUCUAAUUUAGGCCAUUUUUUAACCUUCUUUGAUGAUCAAUGCAAAUCGUAAUAUUAGCACAAUUUGUGGCAGUGGCAAUUCUGAUGUUUUGUUUUCA
Molecule: messenger RNA, 2325 nt
Organism: Phragmites australis (common reed)
Lineage: Eukaryota; Viridiplantae; Streptophyta; Magnoliopsida; Poales; Poaceae
Product: DNA (cytosine-5)-methyltransferase DRM2-like
Exons: 8
Coding region: 310-2124 (604 amino acids)
Cellular component (GO): nucleus
Molecular function (GO): protein binding; DNA (cytosine-5-)-methyltransferase activity
Source: RefSeq, a predicted model, not a curated record